Messenger RNA from Hylaeus anthracinus, 873 nucleotides. Its product is annotated as AT-rich binding protein-like. The transcript has 2 exons. Bases 1 to 873 code for a protein of 290 amino acids. The record is from RefSeq and is a predicted model, not a curated record. NCBI's taxonomy places the organism in Eukaryota, Metazoa, Arthropoda, Insecta, Hymenoptera, Colletidae.
AUGGAAGGUAUAGGGGACGUAGCCGAUCAUCAAUCGCAUAGCGAGCAAUUACUGGACUCGGUCGAUUCCCCGGCGGCGGUUUCUACGCAUGGCCGGGGAACCGGUGGGGGUGGUUCGAAUGGGAACUGUGCAGGUGGAGGAGGAAGCGGUGGAGGAGGAGGAGGUGGUAGCAACAGCGGUGGUAGAGGAACGGUGGUCGGUGGGGGUAGGCAUCACCAUCAUCACCACCACCACCACCAACCCCACCAUCACCAGCAGCAACAACAACAACAACAACAACAACAACAACACCAUCACCAUUCUCAACAGCAACAGCAUCAAACUCAUCAUCAUCACCACCACCAUCCUCAACAUCAUCAUCAUCAUCAUCAUCAACAGCAGCAGCAACACCAACAUCAACAUCAACAACACCACCAGCACCAACAGCACGAGCUCGGCGUCGACGGAGCGGGUGGAAGAAACCCCGGUGGAAGUGGAAACGGCAGUGGUGGUGGUGGUGGUAACGGAGAGGGUAUGUCAUCCUCCGCCUCGCAAAGUCCCGACAUCGCGUGCGCGAACUUGCCGCUGGAACUACUGGCGGCUGGCGCGCUCGGCGUCAAGGAGGAGCGAGAGCUCACCGCCGCGGAGGAUCUGUCGUCGUCCCAGGAGCCACCGAGUAACAGUAUCGUCGGCGGUGGUAGUAGCGGUGGUGGCGGCGGCGCAGCAGCACGAGCAGCAGCAGCAGCAGCAGCAGCAGCAGUGGCGGCAGCGGCGGAGGUGCCGUCGGUGGCGCCGGUGGUGGCAACGGAAACGGCGGUGGCGGUGGCGGUGGUGGCGGCGGCGGUGGUGGAGGUGGUGGUGGUAGACAGAACGCGAGGGAGUCCCUGUCGGUGA